ACACAAGUGCAUGUACAGCAUGCAGUACAGAACAAGUGCAGUGCUGAGUGCAUGCGGUUUAUAUAUAUACGGUACAUUGCAUUUGUACUGCAUUGCCGACGUUCGUCACGUUACCUGAACGACACAAUUACAACUCAAUCAUCAAGAGAUCAAUCUUUUUCGACUUCAUUGUUGUUUGUGAGCUUCGAAUUGUUUGCUGUUUGAUUUUUCUUUAUGAGGAGCUAGCACGACACUGUGCUAGCUCACUUACACUCAAGCCUGCAAACACUAAGUUAGUCUUAAUCUUGACGGUGGAGACUGGAGUGAGGAAAUCAAAUGGACGCUUCCUGGGAAUCACCAAAACAGUGGAGGGAUUACCUAGACUAGAGAGAGAGCUUUUGAAGAGUGAAGUCAAGUCAAAUCGCCAGCUUCAUCAAUUCAUGAGUCGCAUUGGCCAAAUGAAUCUAGUCUGUUCACUUUUAGCAGCCUGAAUUUCUCCCCUACUAUCGGUGUAAACCUUUUAGAUUUCGUGUUUCUCUAAAUAUUCUUGGGCUAUUCAUAAGCAGAGCUGCAUUGAAGUUUGAGUACAACAUGUACUAUGUAGGCCCUAGUAAUAAAAUCACAAUCAAAUUCUCUGGACACAUCGCUAAACAGUAAACUCCAAUUACUUCCAUCAUGGCGCUGGCACCGAAAGUGAUCAUGACCUGGUUCUUCACUCUCCUGUUUCUCAUCCUCUUGGCUCUGCGUCUGGACCAGAAUACAACCUGGAACUGGUUCAUUAUCUUCCUUCCCCUGUGGAUCUUCGACUUCUUAGUCCUCUGCAUUCAGCUCCUGAGGAUCGUCACGCACGUCAGGACUGGCCACGACCGCCAUCUUGAGAUGACCAUGUCGACCAAGAUUUUCUUCGUCAUUGGGAUAGGCCUGAAGCUCUUGUUCCAGGUCCUGUUAUGUGUGCGGCUGGAGUACAAGCAUGAUUUGGCCCUGUUCUACGUUUUCAUACCUCUGUGGGUGAUUCUAAUAUUUGGAGCUGUCCGUUUGACCCCUUGGAUUGUGAAGCAGACAUGAUCGCUUUCGUGAUCAAAAGUCAAGAACAGGCGUUCUCAAAAACUUCUUUGAAAAUUGAAAUACAGUUUACUGCACUGUUUUGAAUCCCAAGUUGGACAAUAGCAUCUUGGAACAAUAUCCUAUUUCUUUCAGAGUAAACUGCUAUCUAUAUAAGCUACAUCUGUGUGUUAAUUGUGUGGCCUCUAUCCUCUGACAUUGAAAAGAGACAUACAUGUAGGAACAUUUCAAACGUUUUCAUAAAAUGUGCUGGGAAAACAUUGGCAGUAAUUUAUCUCAUCAUACAUGUAGCUAAGUAGCUUAGAUAUUUUAUCUUUGGAUGCCUGGAUGGAACACAGUGAUUUAAUUUAAGGCUGUGCCAUGUAGCUGAAUCUGAAAUAAAGUCUUGGAUUGAGAAUUGAAGUGAACUGUGAACCUGUUAUUAAAAAUAAAUUUAGAAAAAGCUAGACUCCUAGAGCAGGUCGAAAACAACAUGAAAACCAAAUGUUUUAAGCAAACAAAUAUUUCACCAUGAGAAAUAUGAUCAACGAUUUCCUUGGAAGUUUAUGAGGUGCUGCAAGUGAUGAAGCUAAAACUACAUAUUAAUAGUCAAUGUGUUAAUGAAAUUGAACUGGCAAAGCUGGAGGAGUUUGUUUUCAAGUGACGGGGGAAAGAUCUUUUGUGAUGUUGAUGUUGAAAGAAUGUUUGCCUUGGAUGCCCCUCAAGUCCUCAACCCAAAAUAUUCUACUUUUCCCCUGCAAUGGAUAUGGACAUCUACAAUUACAAAGACUGUAUUUAACAGAAGAAAAGAGAAGAAGAAAAAUACAUCUUAAUUAGGUCUGAAGGUAUCUCAAAGACUGCGAUCAUAUACUUCUCAUGAAAGAUGGGUAUAUAAGUGAAACAGGCACACAUGAUGAACUACUGGGUCUGAACGGAGAGUAUGCAAGACUAAUCCAGACCUACCAUCCAGUGGAAGAUGAGGAGAAGGAAGAUACUCUGAUAGAAGAUGGAGAGAAGGGUGAAAUGAAGCAAGCCCCGCCCACCGGGGAGGAAGAUGGAAAGAACAAUAGCUUAUCCACUCAAGAUGAAAAGAACACAGGAGGUAAGCUGAUAAAGGAAGAGGAAAUGGAGUCGGGAAUAGUUUCAAUGGCAACGUACAAAUCCUACGUCCACUAUGCUGGCGGCUGGUUCAGGGUCAUAGUAGCGGGACUCUCUCUUGUCCUAGCCAAUUCAUUUCUGGUGGCUACCAACGCAUGGUUGGCAAUUUGGUUGAGGUCAGCAGAUCUGGAAUACCAAACGGCAAUAUACAUGAACGAAACCGCCACCAUCAACGAUACAUACACCGACUACUUCUACACACAAACUCCAUAUGAAGAAACAGAUGAGAGCCUCAACCUCGAAGAAAGAAUCUACUUUUAUGUGGGUGUCUACUUUGGCCUCUUUGGCAUCACGAUCAUCCUGUUCCUGCUGUCGGCAAAAGCCUUUGUCAUCGUGGUUUUCCGUGCUGGCAACAACCUUCACAAUGCCUUGUUCAGACAGGUUAUCAAGAGUCCAAUGGUGUUCUUCGACACAACUCCUCUGGGCAGGAUUCUCAAUAGAUUCUCCAAAGAUAUGGACGAAGUUGAUCUGGACCUUCCAAGUUGCCUACUGCGAUUGAUCUGCUGCUUGUGUUUCGUCUUCAUCGGAGAACUCGGAGUGUGCGUCUUCCUUCCGUGGAAUAUCCUCCCGUUCCUUGUCUUUGUCCCAGCAUGCCUCUUCAUCCUUCGGUUCUACCGGUCGGGAUUCUGCGACAUCAAACGGCUGAACAACGUCUGCAGGUCUCGCCUUGUCUCUCACCUAUCAGCUUCCAUGCAGGGACAUGCAACCAUUAAAGCGUACUGCAAGUCUGCUUACUUUAUCAGGAGGUUUGAAGCAUUACUUGACAGCGACACUCAACUCCUCCAGACCGUACAGAUGGCCAUACGUUGGGCGGCGGUCAGGCUUGACUCGCUUGCUGCCCUCAACGCCGGCUUGGUGGCAGUCAUUGUGAUCCUCUGGAGGGAUCAUAUGCCCAAUUCAGUCAUGGGCUUUGUUCUCUUUGUUGUCUCGAGUUUGUGUAUAGGAACGAUCCAGACCACAUUCAUCUCAGCAACAGAGACGGAGAGUAGUUUUAUUGCAGUGGAGAGGCUGUUAGAAUACAUUCAGACCACACCACAAGAGGGAGAGGAGACCAAGAAAGAAUCACAUGACCUUACCAGCUGGCCGUCUGAGGGGCUUGUCCAGUUUACAAGGGUCAAGAUGCGCUAUCAGCCCCACCUACCGCUGGUCCUCAACGACAUCAAUCUAGUCUUCGAGGCGCGGGAGAAAGUGGGCAUUAUUGGGAGAACCGGAUCAGGUAAAUCCUCGCUGGGGGUGGCCCUGUUCAGACUGACAGAGCUUUGUGGUGGGUUCAUUCUCAUUGACGGGAUGGACAUCAGUACGCUGGGCCUGGAUGAUCUACGGAGUAGGCUCUCUAUCAUUCCUCAAGACCCUGUCCUCUUUAUCGGAACCAUUAGGUAUAACAUAGAUCCAUUCAAUGAACAUCCUGAUCAUGAACUAUGGGAAGCACUGGAGAAAACACACAUCAAGCAAACGAUCAGCAACCUAGAUGGGAAGCUUGGUGCCCCCGUCCUGGAGAAUGGAGAGAAUUUCUCGGUCGGUGAGAGGCAGCUCAUUUGUAUGGCCAGGGCAUUGUUACGCAAUAGCAAGGUUCUGUUGCUAGAUGAGGCAACCGCAGCAAUAGACACACAUACGGACAGCCUUAUACAGCAGACUAUUAGAGAAGCAUUCCAAGAUUGUACCAUGCUCAUCAUAGCACACAGACUCAAUACAGUACUUGAUUGUGAUAAAAUACUUGUCAUGGACCAAGGCCAGGUUGGAGAGUUUGAUUCACCACAUAACCUUCUAGCCAACCGAAACUCCAGACUGUCGGCCAUGUUGGAAGCUACUGGAGACAGGUCCACACCAGCACAGAGCUCAGUGUGAUACAGUCAGGCAGAACAGCAAGACUAGAUCCAAUGUUAGACCUGUACUUGGACCUGUUCUACGGGCAUAUGCUAGGUCCCAUGAUAGAUAUUUGAUGGACCUGUUCAAGACGCAUGUGCUGGAUCCAAUGAUAGGUCUAGUGUUCUACACUUUGACCUGCUUGAGAGGCAUAUGCGAGAUCCUAUUAUCGACCUGUGCUUGUACAUUUUCUAGAGGAAUAUGCGAGUUCCAAUGAUAGACCUGUACUUGGGCCAGUUCUAGUUGGACCCAUUACCAAGUCUUAACUUCUGGGAUUUGAAUCAGAACUUCUUAGCAGACAUCGUCAGGACCCUGUUUGAGCUGUAGAUAUAUCCUUGAUGUGACACAUUUUUUUUGUAUUGAAAGAUCUUAUGCAAAUUAAUGUCAUACAGAAGGGAUUUCCCCGCCUUGGUCCUUUUUUAAUGAAGAUGAAUGUUUUCAGUAGCUUUAGACCAUUUCUUGUAACAAGUCUAUAUGAAACAAGAACGGUUCUGGGCCCCGUAACACAAAACUUAGCGAUGAAUAGCAAAUAUGUAAGAACACUUCUGAUUGGAUCCUGGUCAGUAUUUGAAGCAAAAAGCUUGUGUAACAUUGAUCUUGAUUGGUCAGUUCAUUUAGAUUGAUCGCUAAUCUUUGUGUUACAGAGCCUGCGUGGGUGCUUCAUAAAGCUGUUUGUAAGGUUGUGCACAACAUGAUGCAGUAUGAAGUCAGCUACAUAGGGAUAUAUCAAUUAGCACAUGAAACCCAUGGUCAAGUGUAAAAUCAUUUAUAACUUACAGCUUUAUGAAACACCCACGGGACUUGUUCUGUAUGAAACACCCACCGGGAUAGUGUGUAUUCCUGUAGAGGUUUAUCUUUCAAGAUAUGCUACAUCUGUGUGUCAUGGUGACAGAGACACAAUCUGCAGAACAAUCCUUGACUUUGAAUGUAGAUGCUUACAGAAUCCAUUAUAGGUCUACUUUCUUCUUCAUCAGCAUCCAUGAAAGCAAAGACACAUAUUUUUCUGGGUAGUGGUAGUGUAAUAAACACUUAUGAUUAUUUAUGCACAAAUUCUACUGUAUUCACAUCAGGCAUGAUAUUCUCCCUACUAAAAUCGGAAUUACGUUUUUAGAUUCCCCCCUUAAAUCCUUUGCCCAAUAAUAUUGUCAUGAUGUUUUUUACGUCAAAUGAUAAAGCUAUCAUGCAGACUCGCCUUGAAAAAUCACUUUUGAUUUCUUUACAAUGCAAGAGCUUGUAACCCCGACCGGGGCGUCUCAGACUUCGGCGUGGACUUAGCCACCCUUGGCUACUUUUCAAAUGGGAAUAUCAUGCCUGAUUCGCAUUUUGGUGGCACCAAAGUCUGCUUAUAAAUUUUUGUUAACAUUUGACGUUUUCCAGAGGCUGAAUGGUUUAUUAAUAUUGUUUCUAACAAUCUAAUUCAUAAAUUUGACACAGUUAAACAUAAAUAUGUCCAUGUUGGAUUAAGUUCUUGUUGGAAAAUAAGAUGGAGGCUUUUAGGAAAUUUGGUUAAUCAAACAAAAUUAGAGUGACAUUUUCAUGAUUAAGGUUUAUUUUCCAAUGCCAAUUCAUCCACUAUCAUCUAGUCUACCAUUGAUAUUAAUUUGUCCUAUAUACCCAUUUGGUAGUGUUAAUUGGGAAAAAUGAAUAAAAUAUUAGACCAUCUGAUUAUGAGACGAACUGGUGAAUUGACAAAGUGAUGAUUAGACGAAAUGGCAUUAGACUGAAUAAAGGUAGAGCAUGAGCAUGUGGUGAGUGGAAGAAUUGGCAAUUUACCAUGAUUAAUCAUAAAAUCAGCCCUGCAAUAAUUCUCUACACUCUGUGUCACAGGGCCCAGGUUUUGGUUUGUAUAAGAGGUGCAAGAAAUAUAAGGCUGAUAUUAAGUAUGCUUAUUUAAAUUCAAUUGUUAUGCUCGUUGUACGGGGGGGGGGGGGGAGCACAUGCAGUGAGCUGUAAUACCCAACAUUGUUUUGCAAUUGCAAAAUAAAAUGCCUGUAGAGUUGAUUAUUAAAUCAACCCACCCCCCCUCAAAAAAAAAAUCAAUUACCCUGAUAGUGUAGAACUUUAAAACCAUUUCACCUUUCCACAAUUUAUUUGUAAAUAUAUCAUGCCUGUGCAAUUGUCAACAACUUUUUUCACGAUAUUUCGUAUUGCUGCAUUAAAAUAAUAUCCAUCUCAAAAUAAAAGUUUUGGCGAUGGAAAGUCAGGGAGAAAGUCUGAGGUAGAAUUAAGACUUACGGCUCCCAGCCGUGGCCAUUUUGUAAAAUUAAAAUGUUCUACCUUUGGACUUUGUAUGUGUGAUUUUUCCUAGGCUUUACGUAUAAUUUUUUUUUUGUCUUAAGUAAUAACGUCAUCAACAUUUCGUGUAUGGCUGCCGUAGGGGAAAUGUGACCGAGGUAUUAAUAAUGUAAUUUCUAAAGAGAUAGAAGAUAUACAGACAUGCACAGGUAAGGUGCCUUCAGAGAAUGCCACUUUCAUUGCCAAUGUAGGUGCCAUCUUGUAUUGAGUUUGUCAUUGAUUUUUGCCAAUCUAAAGACUGGAAGAAGGCUGAAUUCUUCCAUUUUUUUCAUUCAGAACAUAAAAAUACAGGUAAUUUUCUGAAUUAUUGUAGUUUUGUAAAACUUGUAUUGGUUACAAGCUAAAGCUGUUAGAAUUUUGUAUUUUUUUCUUAAAUAUUUUUCAAAAUACACAGUAUAAUGUAACUGUAAUUAGCUCCCAAAGGCUUUCCAAUCAACUUUUAUGUUCAUCCAUCAGUAAUAGCAAUAAUAAGCAAUAAUAAUUAUACAUUUGGUAAUGCAUCAUUCGCUCCUUCGCUAAUUUCUCUGAAGGUAGUAGGCACUCAAGUUGCCCAAAUGGCACACAGAUCAAAUUCAAACUUGGAUCUUUUGUCAUUUAGGAGUGAUAGUAAAUUUGUGCAGAUAUUUAAUGCUAUUGUUAUUCUAAUUAACAUAAAAUGGAGUAGAAAAUGUAACCCUACUUACCUACUAGCAUUACCAGAUUUAUACUGUCUAGCAAAAAUGCCAGCAUCAAUAGAUGAUAACAAUACAGUGAAAAGAUUAGGAGUUAGGCAUGUUGUAUAGCAUUGAUUUGUACAUGGCUGUAUGAUGAUGUCAUGUUGGAUACAUGUGUCACUGUAUCCUAGCCUUGCUCGCUCGACUGCUGACAACCUAUGCUUAGGUGAACCUCCCUUAUAUACCUGUCUAGAAUAUACCAUAAAUGAUUUUGAUAUCAAACAGUUUGUAGACUCUUGCACCCCUAAUGGAAACCAUGCAUAAAACAUCAGCUUGACCAAAGAACCAUCUGGCCCUUGAAAUUUUAAUCUGCAUAUAAGGGUUAGCUCAGUAUGUGUUUGACGUUUUUACAGCAUUUAUAGUGAACACCUGCACAUUUGAAAUGUUAUCGAAGGCUCUCUAUAAUCCAGUUUUAUAUGUUCAUGUGAAUAGCAAAGUCUGUUCUUAAUUAUACAUUUUGUUCUAUUCAUUGAGUAAAUUGUUUUGUGAAAAGUUAUAUGCACAUCGUCAUGAAUAUUCGUCAGGUUGGCUCAUGUCGUUUCUCCUAUGAGAUUUCAUAUAAUAACAUAUAGUUAUAAAUAAAUAGAGUAAAAUUCACAAACCCCCCAAAGUUAUUGAAUUUUAAAGAUUUGCACUAUUCCGGUAAAACAGUUCUAGGCCUGUCUUCAUGAAUAUUCAUUAGGUGGUCUGAUGGCGUCACAUCCCCACUUUAAGUUGCAGCAAUAAAUAACUAAUGCACUUUAUCAGUUGUGAAUCCAAUUGAUUUAGUUCUAGGUAGAAAAUUAUUGAAUAAAUCUAAUUUCAUAUAAUAAAAUACAAAACAAGUGGGGAUAUGACAUCAGCCCACCUUAUGAAUAUUCAUGAAGAUAAACCUAGAAAUGUUUCACCGGAAUAAUGCAAAUUUUUAAAAUUCAAGUUAUUUAUUAUCCGAUUUUGAUAGAUAUAAAUAUCUUCAGCCUGGUGCAUCCCUAUAAAUCAGUUGCUAAUCCAAUUUUUCAAUCAUUGGAGGAUGAAAUAUGAGUGAUCAUAGUAUGUGUGGUUAUGACAUUAAUUUCCUCAUUGUUUAUUCAUGAAGACAUGCAUAGAACUUUUACAAAGAAUUUAUUUUUUACAGCCUGAAGUAUGUCUUUAAAAUUGUUUUCGGUGUUUUUUUGAGGGAGUUUUGUUUAAUUUUGCAAAGAAAUUGUUUUAUUUGUAUAAUUUUGGUGCAUUAUGGUACAUGUAUGUACAGACAUGGGUAUUCUGACGUAUUUCAUAUCCAAUAAAGUUUGAACAAAUUUCAAA
This is a messenger RNA of Lytechinus pictus (painted urchin), 8333 nucleotides long. RefSeq names its product ATP-binding cassette sub-family C member 5-like. Gene Ontology annotation, cellular component: membrane. Gene Ontology annotation, biological process: transmembrane transport. The transcript has 14 exons. The coding region runs from base 1897 to 4023 and encodes 708 amino acids. Lineage: Eukaryota; Metazoa; Echinodermata; Echinoidea; Temnopleuroida; Toxopneustidae. Gene Ontology annotation, molecular function: ATP hydrolysis activity; ATP binding; ABC-type transporter activity. The record is from RefSeq and is a predicted model, not a curated record.